Molecule: messenger RNA, 741 nt
Organism: Colletotrichum orchidophilum
Lineage: Eukaryota; Fungi; Ascomycota; Sordariomycetes; Glomerellales; Glomerellaceae
Product: nucleolar protein,Nop52
Exons: 2
Coding region: 1-741 (246 amino acids)
Biological process (GO): rRNA processing
Cellular component (GO): nucleus; preribosome, small subunit precursor; preribosome, large subunit precursor
Source: RefSeq, a predicted model, not a curated record
AUGGCGUCUCAAGAGCAGAACAUGCCCUUUAUCAGGAACCUGGCUUCCAGCGACCGCAAACUCCGAACCCAAGCCCUGACCUCCCUCCAAACCUUCCUCGGCUCCCACCGCUCCCUCUCCCACCUCGAAGCCCUCAAGCUCUGGAAGGGCCUCUUCUACGCAAUGUGGAUGUGCGACCGCCCCAUUCCCCAGCAGAACCUCGCCUCCGAGCUCGCCUCCCUGACAGCCUGCCUCCGCAACGACGACGUCCCCACCUGGCUCGCCGCCUUUUGGGAAAUUCUCUCCAAGCAGUGGACAGACAUUGACGUUCUUCGCAUGGAAAAGUUCCUCCUCCUCGUCAGACGCACUUUUACGUCCGGACUGCAGUGGGUCAAGGAGGGAAACUACGACGCGGGACGGGUCGACGCGCUGAUCAAGGUGUACGGCGAGUGGCCGUUUGAGCUCGAGGGCGAUUUGCGAAAGGUGCCCAUCGGGCUAAGGCUCCACGGCCUCGACAUCUGGGUCGACGAGCUCGACAGGUUGGAAAUGCUGGAGGAGAAGGAUGCCAAGGCGGUAGACUUUGCGAGAAAGCUCAGCCAGCUCGUCGAGCCGCUCAAGAAGUCGCCCGUCAAGACCGUGCGGGCCAAGGCUGCGGCUGUGGUCGAGGACGAGAGGUUGCCGUGGACGGAGAGCAAACCUACUGAGGAGGAGGAAGCGGCGGACGGGGAUGAUGAUGAAUGGGGUGGCAUUGACGAUAAAUAG